UUUACCAUUUUUUAUUUUAUUUUUUUUUUACCACACCGAUCGGAGGAACUGUUGAAUACUCCAAGGCAAAACCGCUUCUGACAUGCACUUUGAUAAAUCGCCGAAGGAGAAGCCGUGUUGCACUCUGCCCACAGUGAAGAAACUCUUGGAGCAGAAAAGGAAGCGUGAAACGUCAUCGGUGCCACCAUCCUGUUCAGCAGCCAGCACGAGUCCUGUUCCUCCCACCACCAUAACACAUCUGUCAUCAUUGGAACCGUUUACCUGCACAGGUGCUUCAAACAGCUACUCAGACAUGGCAGUGAGCUUUGAGCCGUGGACCACUGCACCUGAACCUUCAUUCAGUUAUUACCUGAACCAACCAGGACCCAGCUAUGCUUACAAUCUUCCAAUGACACCAGACUAUGGCACACAGCCGCAAACGUUUGGAGAUGCAAUAUCCCACACUUAUCAGGAGUGCCCGUUGACAGUCCCAGAUCCCAGUUUGGGUUCAUCUUGGCCACUUCUGGACAGUCAGACCACACAGAUGACUUUUGGAACUCCUCUGGAUGCUGCCAAGCUGAAAGAAGCCAGGAUGCUGCUGAGUGGAAUGGACUACAGCAGAGCUAUCGGGCAGGACGAAGAUGGAGAUACCAUCCUGCACAUCUACACUGCCAAGGGUCUCAGGGAGUGUGCCUACGCUGCUGCAGAGAAGCUGAGGGAUUUAGGGAAGCUUGAUGCCAAAGAACACAAGGGAAAGACUGCUUUAUUGGUGGCGGUGACGGCAAACCAUCCAGAGAUUGUGCAAGACCUGCUGUCAUUAGGAGCAGACAUCAACGCCUGUGAUAUUAAGGGACAAACCGCUCUUCAUCUGGCCGCCCACUACGGUUUCCCAGGGGUUCUCCAGGAGAUUCUGUCCAGUCGACCUGCUGUGAACUUGGAAGCACGGAAUUUUGAAGGCAUGACAGCGCUUCACUGUGGAGCCAUUUCUCACAGCAUCACCAUGAAGGCGUUAUCUUCAAGUGGCCUGGCCGACGUCAGCCUUCAGACCAAGGCUGCAGACAAGCUCUCCUGUGUGCAGAUGCUUCUCAGUGCAGGGUCGUCUCUGCUCAGCCAGGAAAUCAAAAGUAACAAGACUGUGCUGCACUUGGCUGUAAAGGAGGGGAAUAUUGAUUUGGUUCGUUAUCUGCUGAAGAUUCCCCUGGCUAACAUGAAAGAGUUUGUCAAUAUGAAAGCUCAUGGCCACACAGCUUUACACAUGGCAGCUGGUCUCCAUGGUAACCCCCACCAGGAAGAGAUCCUGCAGCUGCUGCUGAGCAAAGGAGCUGAUCCCAGUAUCCGCAACCUGGAAAAUGACCAACCAGCUCACCUCUUGCAGAGCGACCUCCACGGGGAACAGCUCAAGCUCAUGCUGAAGAAACGAAACGCUUCAUCUCGUCGGCGUGUGAUGUCCUUGCUGGACCAAGAAUGACUUAAAUCAGUUGUAAUCCCCAUUUAACGGGAAUGAGCCUCAAACAUGUUUCCUCUAUUGAGAAGGGGAUUUUAUUACUGUGGCAUUUUAGGGAGUUCCUGGUCUAUAGGUUGACAGUUAGUUUGGCAUAGUCGUUUCUCAAUAUAAUUCACAUUGGAUUACACAAACAAUGCUUUAAUCCAUGAAGCUUCAAUUAUUCGUACCUCAAUGUCUGUAUACAGAGCUUUAUUUAUUGCUCUAUGUAGAGACAUGAAUUAUUUAUCCACUAUUAGAUCUUCUCAACAAGCGUAUGGUGUUGAUGAUGAAUUGGCACAUUUAGGACUUUGACAAAUAUGAAGAAUUUUCUGUAUUUAUUUAUUUUUGUCAAAUUGUAUAUUUUUCAUGUUGAAAUGAAAAAAAAACAACCAUGGCAUUAAUUAUAUUUAAUUCAAAAGGUAAUAUAGGCUAAAUGAUUAGACAUUUGAUACAAAGGUAUAGAUUGUGCUUUAUAAGGUGCAGUAGUGUUCAUUUUCCUUAGCGACUACACUCCCUGUUUUAUGUUGAUUUCUGUGAAAUCGUUAGUAUGACAUUCAGUACAUUGUCCCUGAAACCCCUGUUAUUCCCUUGUCAAAACCCCAUCAUGAUGACUGAACAUGACUGAUGGUCUUUGUUUCAGUCAGAAUAUGAGUGCACAUUAAAAAUGUGUGUGUUUGAAAAUGAGAACUAUGUUAUAGCUUAACUUUGUCGUAUGCAUCAUACUUUUGUAAUAACAAGUGAAAUCCUCAGUGGACUGGUGUGUGGAAAAAGAAACAACUGCUAUGUAUUUGAAACUGAAUAUGACGAAGAAUGUUCACAAACACGAGUAAGAACGGUGACAAACUGUCUGACUGUACAUUUUAGCCGUGAGUCAUGAGUAAAAGUACAAAAACACUGAUUUUAAAGUUCAUUGAGAUUGUUUUGAUGUAUUGAGAACAAUCUUUGAUCAAUCCCAUUCACAGGAGAAUGGAAAAUACCUGCCAUCCAUUUACAAGACAUACAGAUGGAGUUUAUUUUUCAAGCCCAAUUUCCACCGACCUGUAUUGCCUUAACAAAAAUAACAUUUAGUCACAUGAAUUUAUAUUUGCUUGAGUGAUUCAUCAUGUUUGCACUGUCAGAUUAUGAUUUUAUAAAGUUGUGUGUGAAGAAGAAAACAAUACAAGUACAUCAAGGAAACAUUUUUUCAAUUUAAAUUCUUAAUACCUUGACAUUUAUAAAAGAUGAAUUUAGAAAUGAAAAUGGUGCUGCACAGACAGUGUUUAUAUUUGGAACAGAAAAAUCAUUCAUGAAUCACACAGAGAGAACCUCUUUUAAUAAAGCCCAAAACAAAUACACUUUCUUUGUACUUCAUUCAUAUUUUAUUUUAAAAUAAUACAUUGAGAAUUGUAACUGAAUUUUCAUUAAGGUUUUAUGCUGCCUGUUUCAAUGAAGAA
Sphaeramia orbicularis (orbiculate cardinalfish) is the source of this 2895-nucleotide messenger RNA. RefSeq names its product nuclear factor of kappa light polypeptide gene enhancer in B-cells inhibitor, delta (gene nfkbid). NCBI's taxonomy places the organism in Eukaryota, Metazoa, Chordata, Actinopteri, Kurtiformes, Apogonidae. Gene Ontology annotation, molecular function: protein binding. The transcript has 12 exons. The coding region runs from base 83 to 1447 and encodes 454 amino acids. The record is from RefSeq and is a predicted model, not a curated record. Gene Ontology annotation, biological process: regulation of gene expression. Gene Ontology annotation, cellular component: nucleus.